AUGAAGUUGUGGGGGAGCUCAGUGUGUCCUUUGCAAGUGGCCCUCCUUUUCGCCGUGGUGAUGUUCUGCGGUUACCCAGUGUCCGCUGGCAGUCGUAACCAUCGGGGACAGACAGCCUCCUACCAGGUGAAGCAGGGGACGUGUGAGGUGGUGGCCAUCCAUCGCUGCUGUAAUAAGAACAAGAUUGAAGAGCGCUCUCAGACCGUCAAGUGCUCCUGUUUCCCAGGCCAGGUCGCUGGCACAACCAGAACCAGGCCCUCCUGUGUGGAAGCCUCCAUCGUGAUUCAGAAGUGGUGGUGUCAGAUGAACCCCUGCAUGGAGGGAGAGGAGUGUAAGGUGCUCCCUGACCUCACAGGCUGGUCCUGCAGUACUGGGAACAAAGUCAAAACCACCAAGGUCACACGAUAGCAAGAGAAUCGCUGAGCAGCGACAUCACCAAGUCUCUCAACUGUUAACUCCAUAUGUAAAGAAAGGAUGGCAAUCAUAACUGAGACACUUAGACUGACGAUGAAGGGAAGACUGUUAGUCAUCCCAUCAUACCAAGGUGUGACAAAAACUACAGAACCAUUAAGAACACACUCUGAUUGACAGAGACACUGGGGUAAAGUGUCACACGUACAGCUCAAAACAACUAUGGACUACUGAGUUUAUGGAUACCCAGGAAGCAUACUUUAUGGAUACCCAGGGGGCAUACUUUAUGGAUACCCAGGGGGCAUACUUUAUGGAUACCCAGGGGGCAUACUUUAUGGAUACCCAGGGGGCAUACUUUAUGGAUACCCAGGGGGCAUAUUUUAUGGUCAGUAAACACUACGUCUGAAGAAUUUUGAGAAGACCAUGUCGGAAUACUUUUGCCUGUUAAUAGAGAUGGGGUAAUCCAAAGACAGGUGGUUUUGACCAGUGUCUGAGGAGUUGUAAUGGAUGGCUGUUUUGACUAAGUAUUUGUGGACAUGUGUUGCCGCCAGAGCUGCAGAAAGACUGUGUUAGAGUGUGAUUCUAGGGUUGUUGGACUGGAUCCUGAAUGACUCCAACUAGAGAGUGGAAUGUUGCUGCUCUAUCAGGAUUACUUUCUAUUCAUGAGCUGGGAGGGGGGUGGAGCUCAUCACUUGUGAAUUGCAUAUUAUUGUCAAAUGACUCUUGUGGGUCAAGUCACUACGAUGGAGAUGUUUUCUGAGAGUCAUUUUGCAGUUCUAAUUAGGGUUGCUAAGUAGGAUCAUAACAUAUAAACAAUUCAUGUAAGAUAUUUGCACUAGUUGAAAACCGUUUACGGAAUGUUUUGUUUUUCUAGUUAUUUCUCUUUUUUUUCUGUAGAUGUCACAUGAAAUUAAAGAGAGGAAGAUAUUUUGUAAAUGUUCUGCCUCUGAUGUUGAAGUAGAAAUGCCACUGCCCUUCUCCCUGGUAGAUUUGCUUAUUAUAAUACUUGUUAAUCCGUGGCUCAGAUUGAAGGGAUAGUUAACUUUGAACAUAUUUCAUUCUAUAGGUCGUUAUCAGUAAAACGUCACAAUACGGUGCAGAGCGUUCGAUUUGGCUAUGUGCUGUUUUCAAGGGAUUGUUAAAUAAAUGUUAGAACUAUUUGGUUUAAAUAUCAUCCCCUCCUGAAGAGCAUAGUCACAACUACACAUUUCCCAUGAUUCCACAUUUAGAUCUAACAUCAGAGUAGCCUAUCCAUUUGGAAAAUAACUAGCUAGCUAAGCAAACAAUAUAUCAAUCUAGCUUGCUUUGUCAGAGAUUAGGCUUUUGGAAAGAGCUUGACAUCGUCCUGGUAAAAUUGUCGGUCGGACUUACGUUACUGCCAUCACUACUAUAGAUGGCGAGCAAAUCAAAAACUAUUUGGAUAUAGCUAGCCACCUAGUUUAUCUCCUGAAAGUAAGCUUGUUAAACAGCCAUAUUGACAUGAUCUGUUAUUAGCUAGCUAGCCAAUUUGAUGUGGUUCAUCAAUCAAUGUAGCCUAUCAUGUCUGUCAGCCGCAAUUGUGAUAAAAACAAUGUUGAAGAGGGGAUAAUGUUAGCUAACUUCGCUAGGUAUGCCUACGUUGGUUGCCGGAAAAGGUACAUUAGGUGUACUUAAAACAUUAUGUUUAACAAACUGCACAAAGUCUCUACCGGGAGCUUGCAGAGUUAACAUUAUCAGCUAACAGUACAUCGGCAAAUGCAGAACCUGCAAAGGAUGGGAAAUGAACCUAAACCACUCAGACUUGUCAGGUAAAGUUCACUUUUAUAUCACUCAAAUAUCCAAUUAAUGUUAGCCAAUAUUGAGAGACAUCGUGGGGCUACCCUCUCGUUGGCUAUCUGAAAGGUAAUGAUCAAUGAAAAGCAUGCAGUUAUUGCUGUAUCAUUUUGUUGAUCUAGAGCUAAAUGUGCGCAAUUGUUUUGCAUGGAAUAAUCAGACAUUUGUA
Molecule: messenger RNA, 2392 nt
Organism: Oncorhynchus gorbuscha (pink salmon)
Lineage: Eukaryota; Metazoa; Chordata; Actinopteri; Salmoniformes; Salmonidae
Product: chemokine-like protein TAFA-4
Exons: 4
Coding region: 1-408 (135 amino acids)
Molecular function (GO): receptor ligand activity
Source: RefSeq, a predicted model, not a curated record